Messenger RNA from Juglans regia (Persian walnut), 735 nucleotides. RefSeq names its product probable prefoldin subunit 4. Lineage: Eukaryota; Viridiplantae; Streptophyta; Magnoliopsida; Fagales; Juglandaceae. The record is from RefSeq and is a predicted model, not a curated record. Gene Ontology annotation, cellular component: prefoldin complex; cytoplasm. The transcript is spliced from 3 exons. Bases 109 to 489 code for a protein of 126 amino acids. Gene Ontology annotation, biological process: protein folding.
UUGUAGGUGUAAUCCGUACCGCAGGGGUAAUACACUCCACACGCCCAGUGAGUCCUCCGCAGAUCGCAGUUGCACCGAGCUUCUCCAAUCUUCUGCCAUCAAACAAACAUGCAGCAGGGUGGAGGUUCCGAAACGGAGGUGACUUGGGGAGACCAGCAGAAUAUUAAUAAGUUUGGAAGAUUAAAUAACCGCUUUCACGAGCUCGAGGAUGAGAUCAAAAUCGCCAAGGAAACAAAUGAUAAUUUGGAGGAUGCUAGCAACGAAUUGAUUCUCACUGAUGAGGAGGUGAUUCGGUUCCAAAUAGGUGAAGUCUUUGCCCAUGUGCCAAAGGAAGAAGUGGAAGGCAGGAUAGAACAGAUGAAAGAGGUGACAGGCCAGAACUUGGAAAAACUUGAGGCAGAGAAGGAUUCCGUUCUUGCACAGAUGACUGGAUUGAAAAAGAUUUUGUAUGGGAAGUUCAAGGACUCCAUCAAUCUAGAGGAGGAUUGAUAGGGAUGAGUUGUAACUUUGUAUAAUUUCAUUAGUUAUGCUCUGAUGAUAUGAUUACUUGACUUCCUGCAGAUUCUGAUAGGUUUGGAUAUUACAGUUACUUCACCAUUGUCAUUAGACGGUAGAAUUUUUAAGUGGAUGUUCAUCUGUCUUGUUGGCAUAUGUCAUGAAUUGGUUUCUGUUUUCUGGCUCAAGUACUUUUAAACUCGUUCUGUUUCAAAGAAGUCUUUAUUCUUUUUUACUUCU